AUGGGCAUCCUGGACCACUUGUCGCACCUGUGCAGCAUCACGGAGACGAAGGAGGCGCUCAAGCUCAGGAAGAAGCGGCCGCUGCAGACGGUGAACAUCAAGGUGAAGAUGGACUGCGAGGGGUGCGAGCGGCGGGUGAAGAGCGCGGUGAAGUCGAUGCGCGGGGUGACGAGCGUGGCGGUGAACCCGAAGCAGAGCAAGUGCACGGUGACCGGGUACGUGGAGCCCGCCAAGGUGCUGGAGCGCGUCAAGGCCACGGGCAAGAACGCCGAGAUGUGGCCCUACGUGCCCUACGCGCUCACCACCUACCCCUACGUCGGCGGCGCCUACGACAAGAAGGCCCCCGCAGGGUUCGUCCGCAGCGCGCCGCAGGCCAUGGCCGACCCCUCCGCGCCGGAGGUCAAGUACAUGACCAUGUUCAGCGACGAGAACGUCAACGCCUGCACCGUCAUGUGA
Molecule: messenger RNA, 456 nt
Organism: Miscanthus lutarioriparius
Lineage: Eukaryota; Viridiplantae; Streptophyta; Magnoliopsida; Poales; Poaceae
Source: the annotation of a GenBank genome assembly